AGUACCCCUCACAAAACAGCAAAUCGCAGUGCAGGAAUUAGCAUGAGCUCUCAGGAGGCGGAGAGCGCAGGUAGAGGCAUGUUGUGGGAGAAAGACAGAGUUCAGAAAAACAAGGUAGCUGUCAGCAUGUCAAGUCAGAGAUAGGCAUGCAUGCACACUGUGCAUUGCACAGUGGUGUGUCUUCCAAACUGUCUGUCUGUCUGUCUGUGGUACCUUGUGAGAUACAAUAUCUGCAGGGAUACUGUGUACAAGAGUGACACCUAGUGCUGAAACAAAAAGUGGCACAGAUGUUCUGCCAGUCCAAUUUCAAUUCAGUCAUCUUGAGGUGAACUGUUUCUUCUCCUUUAAGUUGCAUUGUGUGUUUGUCAGAGAGACAAAUUUUUAAGAAUAUGUCUGUCAUAAAAUGUGAGUAUUGAUUUUGAACAAUGUGGGUGUUUACUUGACAGGAUAGGCCAUAGAGCAUUAUUGGUAUAUGCAGGAUUGAGCGUUUUUGCAGUUUGACACCAUUUAUGGACUAAAUAUAUGUCAGCCUCUACUGUGUCAUUUUUGUCAUUUUUCUUUUUUCACCUCAGAAGUCCCUCAGCUUUAUGGAUCUGCAGUAUUAAAUCUGUGGAGUAGCCUUUUAAGACACCAUUCUUAAUACGGAUAAUCUGUUUUGGAGCUUGACACCAAAUAGAAAGGAGUUGGAUGAUAGAAAAAACAUAAUUUCUAGCAGGCAAAAUGUGAUUUUAAUUAGUGUUUUGAUUGGUUGUGUAUUAUUUUUCACUUGUGAAUCCCUGGGUUAGUGAUGCAAAUAUGGCGUUUUUAGCAAGAUGGAGGGAAGUGAAAAAGUUGUUGUCAUGUGAAUAAUUGACUUUUGCAGCAGAGAGUUUCCUUAUUCAUCAAAGCCCUCACCAGGUAUUUGGCAGCUGUGCUUCAGUGGAGUAAUACCUUUCCAUCCUUUGUUCUGUCAUAGACUGUAGACAAAACGGCAACAUAUGCAGUCUAUCAUAAUCGGAUGCUUCGAAUAUAGCAAACAUCUACUUUCAUUUUGUGAAGAAUAUCUAUUGAACUUGAUUGGGUCAUUAAUGGCUGUGAUGAAACUGCUAAAUCAGGCAUCUAGAUUCUCCAAGACAAGGAAAAAAGCAAAAAAAAUCAGAAGACAUUACUAGACCUGAUUGUAUUUUUAUAAAUAUCUUGGACGUUACCUGCACUGCAAAAAUAUUCUCAUGAUAUCCAGUCCUUAGUAGAAUAGGAGAAAUGUGCAUCUUACAUUACUAAAUAACACCCCCUCCCAUAUGAUCCAAAUCUUUAGCAUAUUCUAUUCUCUCUUAGAUCCCAAAACUGGCAUUAUCAAACUACAAAUGUGCAUAAUAUGGGCUCUUUAAUGUUGUGGCUGAUCAGGGUAUGCUACAUUUAUAAUUACUGUAAUCUGUAAUUUCCAUUUAUGGCCACAAUGGAUGCUGUUCAGCUACAGUUCGGCAAAAGUUACACAGGCUCACCUUAUAACCAAGGAGUCUAGUAGUCAGCUGACAUGCAUUUUUAAGAUGUCUUUGGUAAAAUUUCAAAAAAACAUUCCAUAUUUCCUCACUUCAUCCCAGAUGGUUCCCAGAAUGCACAUGAUUUAGGUUCCCAAUCCAAUACUUUCAAACUCAGAUAACUGUGUCCCAGAGUUCUCAGAUCUUUCACUCAGACAAAAAUGGCAAUAGCACAAAUAAGAAAUUUAAAGGCUGGUAGUAGUAAGGAAGGAUUAUUCCAAAUAAACAUAUAAUAUCAAAAGGAAAAAUAUUAAAUGCAAAGUAAAAUAUUGGAUUUUAGAUGGUUUCCUUGUAGCUAAUCUUAACUAUGUUAUACAUUUGGUGACAUCAUUUCUAACAGUGCAUAAUAUUUUAAAAUUCAAAUGAAAUAUUUUGCAUGCACGACCUGUAAACAAACCUGUGAUUACAGUAUUGAGAAAAGUGUGUCUAGUCAGAAGUCAUUUCCAUUUUAACUAUAGUAAAGUGAAAGUACAAAGUCGCCUGUUGUGAAAGGAUUCAAAUAGAGUAGAAAUACCUGAUUAUACUUGAGUAAAUCCUGCUGUCUCUCAGACUGGGAUUACUGAUAUUUUAGGUAAAACUUUUGUUGCUCCAGUGACUCAGAAUAAGUUUUUUGAGCUGUUACAUCAGAAUGAGUUUUCAUUGCAAGGCUCCUCAGCUGUGAAUCCUAAAAUGUGCUCACAUCCCAGUAAAUACACCACUGGGUGCUGUCAGAGCAUCUGAGCAGCUGUUUCAUUAUUCAUUGGGCAGCUCUAGGAUUUGUCUUUGAAUGGCGUCGUAGUCUGUCUCUCUGCUGUUCAGCUUUAGGUCAGACUUCACAAAUUAAAUAUGAGAUGUUCAAUACUAUAUGAAUAGUUAAUUUUAACUUAGUAUUUUCUCCUUGAGAUACUGUAACAGGCUUAUUUUGUGUGUGUGUAUGUAAUUAUUGCAGCAUAAAGGUUGAUAUAUCAUACCUGAUGCAUCUAUGUUUUGCACAUUACCACAACAAGUGUAAAUAUCACAUCUAAAUUAUGCAUAGCCUACUUCCUACACAUAAUGUUGCAUGUUUACUGGCUGUCUUCGUGAAAGACAAACUUGAGUUUUGUACUGCACACAAGUUACUCACUAUUUCACAUACAGGUCACACUCUUUUUCUCAGCUUCUGCCGCUCACAGCAGCAGCAGCAGCAGCAACUUUGUGUGUAUGCAUGUCUCUGUAUGUGUGUAUGUGAGGGUGCGUCAGAGGAAAAAGGAAGUUGCGGGAUGAAGUUAAAAGCCUUCAACGCAGUGCAGCUCUGCAGAACACCCACCACGGAAGAAAGGCAGAACAAGAGCGCUGAAGUCUGAAAAUGAGGCAUUGAAAGGAAGACGGGGACGUGAGCACUGAGAGAGAAGAUACAGAACUGCCAGGGGAAACUAGCAAAGAGAAUAAAGAUGGAGCUGUGGCGGCAGUGUGCGAUGUGGUUGAUCGACUGCCGGGUUCUUCCUGAGAACCACCGGGUCACAUGGGAGGGAGCGCAGGUGUGUGACCUGGCUCAGGCUCUGAGAGAUGGUGUGCUUCUGUGCCAGUUGCUCAACAACCUGCUGCCCCAGGCUGUCAACCUGAGAGAGAUCAACCUGCGGCCACAGAUGUCUCAGUUCCUGUGCCUAAAGAACAUUCGGACAUUCCUGGGAGUUUGUCAAGAGCGGUUUCAUCUCAAAAAGAGCGAACUGUUUGAAGCCUUUGACCUGUUUGAUGUUCGGGACUUUGCAAAGGUCAUAGACACGUUGUCCACUCUGUCUCAUUCAUCAGUUGCUGUGCAGAGAGGAUUUCAGCCGUUUCCUUUGGAGGGAUGCACUCCUGAUGAUGAAAUCUACAGCGGCCUGUCUGACCAAAUAGAUGACACAGUGGAUGAGGAUGACGACUUAUACGACUGUGUGGAGGAUGAGGAGAACGAAGGAGAUGAGAUCUAUGAAGACUUGAUGCGGACGGACGAACAGCCUGAAACUCAGCAGAAGAUUGCUGUAGACAAGAGAGAAUGCUGCCUGCAGGAGAUCAGACAGACGGAGGAGAAAUACACUGAUACACUGGAUUCCAUAUUACAGCACUUUAUGAAGCCUCUUGAAAGGUUUCUCGUGGUGGAAGAAAUUGAAAAUAUCUUCAUCAAUAUAGAGGAUUUGGCUCACACCCAUCGUAGUAUGCUGGAGGAGGUUCAGAGCUCCAUCCUACAUUACGGAGCCAAGAAUCUCUACCAGGUGUUUCUUAGCUACAAGGAAAGGUUGUUACUCUACGGUCGUUACUGUAGUCAGGUGGAAGCAGCAACUAAACACCUUGACAAGCUUUCAAAUACGAGGGAGGAUAUCAGGAUGAAACUGGAGGAGUGUUCAAAGAGAGCGAACAGCGGCCGGUUUUCUCUCAGAGAUUUACUCAUGGUCCCUAUGCAGAGAGUCCUCAAAUAUCACCUGCUGUUACAGGAGCUGGUGAAACACACCACAGACCCGACAGAAAAGGACAACCUCCGAACAGCUCUCGAUGCCAUGAGAGACCUGGCACAGUCUGUGAACGAGGUGAAGCGAGACAAUGAGAUCAUCAAGCAAAUUACUGACUUUCAGUUGUCUAUCGUAAACAUGACUCAGUCUCUAGCUCUCUAUGGUCGGCCAAAGAUUGAUGGAGAACUGAAGAUCUGCAGCUCAGAGAAAAAGUCUAAACAGGACAGGUAUGCAUUCCUCUUUGAUAAAGCUGUGAUUAUUUGUAAGAAGAAAAGCGGAGAGACGUUUGAGCUAAAGGAGGUCAUUGAACUACAGCGCUACCAGAUAAGAGAUGAAACUGCAGGACAGAAGGACAAUAAAAAGUGGUCAUAUUUGUUCCUCCUGCUGGACUGCUAUGGGAGUUGUGGCUACGAUUUGUUCUUCAAAACUAGAGAAAUGAAGAAGAAAUGGCUGGAACAGUUUGAGAUGGCUAUUUCAAAUAUGUGUCCUGAGAACGCCACAGCAAAUAACCAUGACUUCCAGAUGCACUGCUUCGAGGAAACCACGUCCUGCAGGGCCUGCUCAAUGUUGUUAAGAGGGAUAUUUUUCCAGGGCUAUCGCUGCACUCGCUGUAAAAUGGCAGCACACAAAGAGUGUUUAGGCAGAGUCCCUGCCUGCGGAAGAAACUCAGAUCACUCUGUCAAUACAAAGAAGCCCCUGCAGAAUAAAUCAAGGUCCUCGGGACAUUCUGGUCUUGGAUUUCCUAAGAUGGAGGUGUGUCAGGAGUACUACGGCCUGCCGCCGCCUCCUGUAGGCUUUGGACAACCACUGCAGCUCUCCAAAGGCGACAUCAUUGAGCUGACCCGGGCCAACGUCGACAUGAACUGGUGGGAGGGAAAAAACCUGACUGUUGGUCAAAUGGGAUGGUUCCCCUGCCAAAAAGUUCAGCCCUACAUCUCUAGGCCGACCCCAGACUUGUCUGCCUUCAACUGGUUUGCAGGGAACAUGGACCGCACCGCUGCCAAAAACCUGUUAAUGUCCCGGUCUGAUGGAACCUUCCUCGUACGACAGAAAGACGGAGGAGAGUUUGCGAUCAGCAUCAAGUUCAACAUGGACAUCAGACACAUUAAGAUCACCUCUAAUGAAGGCCUUUACCGCAUCAACGACAAGAAAGCAUUCAAGGGUUUAAUCGAGAUGAUUCAGUUUUACCAGCAGAACUCUCUGAAGGAGUACUUUAAGGAUGUGGAUACCACGCUGCGAACGCCUUACAAACAGCCAGAGCAAAGCAACUCGUCUAACAGCACGCCAAAUACCACACCAGGGGGCAGCAUCAGGAGCUUCGGCGUAGCGAGGGCCAGGUAUGACUUCUCCGCCAGGGACCGCUCAGAGCUGUCGCUGCGGGAAGGAGACACCAUCAAGAUCCUCUCCAAGAAGGGUCACAGUGGCUGGUGGAAGGGAGAGGUGUACGGCCGGGUGGGACUCUUUCCAGCCAACUAUGUGGAUGAGGAUUACUCUGACUACUGCUGAUGUGCAGCCAGAGGAGAUGCGUAGACCCAUCCUGUGUGUGCAGGGGUCUGUGUGAGCGACUGCAUUAACCCAUAUGCAUGAAUGAGGCCGUGUGUGUGUGUGUGUGUGUGUGUGUGCGUGUGUGUGUGUGUGUGUGUGUGUGUGUGUGUGUGUGUGUGUGUGUGUGUGUGUGUGUGAGAACGAUGCUAUACUUGUGAUAUAAUGAUUGUCCUGUGAUGUGAAUAAAACUUUUGUGACUAAUUUGGAGAAAAAAUGUACGUGUGAACUUUACACCUACAGUAUUUACCACAUCAGAGUAAACAGAUGUGCUAAAAUGCUAAGUGAUUCAAAAUUGUAUUAUCAUACAAUAAAUAAAUUAUUUUUAAGUGUCA
This is a messenger RNA of Amphiprion ocellaris (clown anemonefish), 5838 nucleotides long. RefSeq names its product proto-oncogene vav. Lineage: Eukaryota; Metazoa; Chordata; Actinopteri; Pomacentridae. The transcript has 29 exons. Gene Ontology annotation, biological process: cell migration; regulation of GTPase activity; intracellular signal transduction. Gene Ontology annotation, cellular component: cytoplasm. The record is from RefSeq and is a predicted model, not a curated record. Bases 2927 to 5467 code for a protein of 846 amino acids. Gene Ontology annotation, molecular function: protein binding; guanyl-nucleotide exchange factor activity.